UGGGCAACAAAGAUGGCGGCGGGAACCAGCAAUUACUGGGAAGAUCUCAGGAAACAAGCUCGACAGCUGGAAAAUGAACUUGACCUGAAACUAGUUUCCUUCAGCAAACUGUGCACGAGUUACAGUCACACCAGCGCCCGGGAUGGAGGACGCGAUAGGUAUAGUUCAGACACAACGCCCCUCUUAAAUGGAUCAAGUCAAGACAGAAUGUUUGAGACGAUGGCAAUUGAAAUUGAACAGCUUUUGGCAAGACUUACAGGCGUAAACGAUAAAAUGGCAGAAUAUACCAACAGUGCAGGGAUCCCCUCAUUGAACGCAGCACUGAUGCAUACGUUGCAGCGACAUAGAGACAUUCUACAGGAUUAUACACAUGAAUUCCAUAAAACCAAAGCAAACUUUAUGGCGGUACGGGAAAGGGAGAAUCUGAUGGGAUCAGUACGGAAAGACAUUGAAUCAUAUAAAAGUGGAUCUGGAGUAAACAAUAGGAGAACCGAACUGUUUCUGAAAGAACAUGACCACCUUCGAAACUCUGAUUGUCUGAUAGAAGAAACAAUAAGCAUUGCUAUGGCUACGAAAGAAAAUAUGACUUCUCAGAGAAGAAUGCUCAAGUCCAUCCACAGCAAAAUGAACACUUUGGCCAACCGUUUUCCUGCUGUGAACAACCUGAUACAAAGGAUCAACUUUAGGAAGCGACGUGACUCACUCAUUCUUGGAGGGGUCAUCGGCAUCGGUACCAUUCUGUUGCUGCUGUAUGCAUUCCACUGAAAGGAUGGUCCAGGACUCUGCCCACCACCUUUAUGCCCUGAUCUGGAGUGGGGAAAUGAGGAAGGAGAAAGACUGCCCUGGCCAUGAGCCUGCCAGCCAGACAAACUCUAAAACUGCAUCCAUGACUCGGACCUGGUCGGACUGAGCUGAAGCCAGUUUUUCUGUGCUAUCUUUUCUAAUGCACAUUACUGUUUUUAAUUUUAAAAACAACAAAGGUUUUCAGUUGCUUGUGUUUCCCUGGAGGUAAGCAGGCAGAAGCCGAGAAUGGGCUUCAGUGACUGGGGAGCCU
This is a messenger RNA of Arvicola amphibius (Eurasian water vole), 1054 nucleotides long. RefSeq names its product Golgi SNAP receptor complex member 1-like. The transcript has a single exon. The record is from RefSeq and is a predicted model, not a curated record. Gene Ontology annotation, cellular component: Golgi medial cisterna; Golgi membrane; cis-Golgi network. Gene Ontology annotation, biological process: vesicle fusion; endoplasmic reticulum to Golgi vesicle-mediated transport. NCBI's taxonomy places the organism in Eukaryota, Metazoa, Chordata, Mammalia, Rodentia, Cricetidae. Gene Ontology annotation, molecular function: SNAP receptor activity. Bases 13 to 765 code for a protein of 250 amino acids.